Messenger RNA from Periconia digitata, 2128 nucleotides. The record is from the annotation of a GenBank genome assembly. NCBI's taxonomy places the organism in Eukaryota, Fungi, Ascomycota, Dothideomycetes, Pleosporales, Periconiaceae.
AUGGAUGAUGGAUCGACUGAUUACAUCCGGGGGCAAUCUCGUCUCGCCGCAAUCCUUUUGCUCUCGAGGCGCCUCGGCAAUCCAUCAGGAGAGAAGCCAAUACCAACUACACUGAGCACGCUUCCACCUCAUCCACCCACCUCCCAUCUUUUUGCUGUUGCUCAUCUCCCUCGGGUCGCCCCUUUCCAUGCUUUGGGGGCCUACACCACCGAACACCUACAUGCAGGCGCCGUUGUCAUUGCCAUGAUAUUCAUGUCUUCCCCUCCCCCGCUUCAUCAAGGCCAGCCGCCGCCCGGAAGCGACUUCACGACCAAAGACGCGCAUACUCCCGGAAAAGAGAAGGCCAAGGAAAAUGACCCAAGAUUCGAUGCUGGCAACAAACACCAAGACCACUAUACCCGCCGAUUGCCAGCAUGGCGCAAUGCGAUGCGCAAAGCCAUGAUUCCCAUCGUGCGCUGGGAAACCCCCUACCUCGCAUACAUGCAGGAGAGAAUCCGCACUCCGACCCUUGAUUCCUACUUCGCCUAUACUGCAAACCUGGGCACCCACACCUUUUUCAUGGUCUUCCUACCCAUCCUGUUCUGGUGUGGAUAUACCAGCAUGGGCCGAGCAAUGGUUCACAUGCUGGCCGGCGGCGUUUUUGUGAGCGGCUUUUUGAAAGACAUGGUCUGUCUUCCCCGACCAUUGUCACCUCCGUUGGCCCGCAUCACAAUGUCUGGCUCCGUUGCCCUUGAGUACGGCUUCCCGUCGUCCCACUCUACCAACGCGGUCUCUGUCGUUGUUUACCUCGUCCAUAUCCUUCGUCAAUCCCGCGACGAAUAUAAUCCCACAGUCUACCUGGUUUUGCAAGGUCUGUGCUAUUUCUACGCCGUCUCCAUUAUAUUCGGAAGGCUCUACUGCGGCAUGCAUGGGUUCUUGGACGUCGUGGUUGGGAGCAUCCUAGGAGCAGUUAUAGGUGUAUUGCAGGUUAUCUAUGGCCAAAGCUUGGACGACUUCAUCUUCUCCCCAGAGUACACAAACAUGGCUAUAUUAGUCUUAAUUAUGCUGGUCCUGGUCCGGAUCCAUCCUGAGCCAGCAGAUGAUUGUCCAUGUUUCGACGACACUGUCUCCUUUCUUGCCGUGGUUAUCGGUAUUAAUGCCGGGGCCUGGCACUACCAUUUGAGUGGAUACGCCUGGGACGAACCAAUGCCAUCUACUGCCCCUUUCCAACUCGACACCAUAGGGCUUCCCACCAGUGCAGUUAGGAUCCUACUUGGGGUGGUGGUUAUUUUUCUGUGGCGUGCAGGCACCAAGUCCGCCUUGUUCAAACUUCUGCCUCCCAUCUUUAGAUCUCUGGAGCGAGCGAGCUUGAAUUUGCCCAGGGCCUUUUUCUUGAAUGCAUCCAAAUACACAAGCAUUCCGACACUGAGAGAUGAUGAUAACGUCAUCCCUCCUGCAUCCAAUCUGCCCAACAUGCUCAAAAAUCUUGCUCACCCACGCAAGCGAUCGGUGUCGGUUGGCCCUCAAUCUGCCGCUGAUGCUUACGAAACACUCGCCUAUCGCAAUAGGCGGCGAAGAGAAAGCAUCAAUUCCGCGGACGGCAUUGUGCCGGAAGUGGCUGAAAUUGACCACAGCGACACAACCCGAAGAUCUUCGGCUAGGUCCGAAGAGAGACCAUUAGGCGUUGGUCUUCUGCCCACCCCCAUUGCUUCUCGUGUCCAUUCUCAUGAGCAGAUGAUGGGAACCGGUAGCAGCACUACAAGACUGGUCUUUACUCCGCCAGACAGUGAAACGGACUUCGCCGGCGAAGCCGUACAGACACCUGCCGAAGCGGAAAAUGAGAAACGAGAACUCUUUAGGAAGCUCAUGAUACCUCGUGUCCGGUAUGAUGUUGAGGUAGUCACCAAGCUCAUUGUUUAUGCUGGUAUUGCAUGGCUUGCUGUCGAAGGCAAUCCCAUUUUGUUCGAGCUCGUUGGAUUGGGCAUGGGUGUCCGUCCCUAGUCUUGGUUGUCCUGUGAUUCUCUUUUUUGCCCUCCUGCAUCUGGCAUGAAUAGUAUUUUCUAAUUGGCUCUGAGUACGUUUUGAACGAUAUAGCAUCAUCUUGAAUGUAAUAGAUACCCUUUAAUGAAUCCUGUUUUCUUUCGUAAUC